CAUUUUGACACCGGCCAUUUUCGUAUUAAUCAGAAGUAAUUCGAAUACCAUCAAAUUGUAAAAGUGAUGCCGUGAUCAGUUGCAUUUUGCGAAAGCAUAAUAUAAGAACAACAAUGGGUAACGGAAACUCGACACCAAAUUGUAAACAGCAAGAAAAACGUAAAACAAGACUGGCCAGUACAGAUGAAUAUUCCGGUAGGAAUAAAGUCCAUAAAAUUGGCAGAGGUGGCCGGACCACGAAUCCUUUCAUCGUCUUCUUCCUGCGUCUACGUAGCAAAAAGCCAAGUAAACCGGUUACAGAGAUUGCCCGCCUGGCAGGAAAGAUUUGGUCACGAAUGUCUGUAGAGGAAAGAAAAAAGUAUAUCGAUCUGGCAAAUGCCGAGAAGAAAAGACGCGAGCAAAAGAGACGCAAGCGAAAAUGCUCCCGUAGGAAAUGACACGUUAAUCUCUCGCAAACUAGUCAAGAUUGAAGUCAAAUCCUGUUCGUUGAGCGUUGACGUCCAAUACAGUCAAAAGUCAAAGCAGCGACUAUUUCGUAAACUUAAAUGAAACUUUAAAAAUCCUCUUUGAUAAUUCCAAUGAAAAGUCCCGUCUUAUAUUCUUCAUUUUCGUUUUAUUUGUUAGUAGUUUUUUUUAUAACUAUGUACAAUAAAUAUUGAUGUAUUUUUACACUA
Messenger RNA from Cephus cinctus (wheat stem sawfly), 674 nucleotides. RefSeq names its product protamine-like. The record is from RefSeq and is a predicted model, not a curated record. The transcript is spliced from 2 exons. The coding region runs from base 114 to 437 and encodes 107 amino acids. NCBI's taxonomy places the organism in Eukaryota, Metazoa, Arthropoda, Insecta, Hymenoptera, Cephidae.